AUGUUUCGCCGUCGUUGGUCUGGCCUCCCCAAAGACCCCGAAUUCACUUCAAACCUUGAGGAACUUGGGUUAGUCACUUCUAUCUGUCCAACUUUGGAAGGGGCUAACAUGAGCAGCUAUUUCAUCAACGACGAAGACGAGAUCCGCAAUAUUGAAGAACCGCAAUACUACUUCAAGUAUCACCUCAUACGACAGCUAACCAGAGUAGAGGCAAUUCGCGAUAUCGUUCACGCCCGCCUCGAGAAUGAAGGUAUGACCAAGGUUCUGCUGCCCCUGGGCACUCCGGCCACCUCGCCUCAUGUUCCCAUCUUCGCCAGCGCCAAUCUCGCCUCCGCUUCUCGCGUCAUCAUCAUUCUUGGUGAACCCUCUCAGGACCUUGGCAAUAUGGCUCUCCGCGUCAUCAACGGUCCUGGUGGCAUCAAUAAGGGUAGUAUGGUCUCCAUUGUCCGACAAAUCCGACACCAAGCGUCAUCCGCCAGUGAUCCUUCCCCGCCAGGUAUAAUACUAGCCAACGCUGGUGAACUGUGGUGGUGGCCUGAAGGUGGAAAGGGCUUAAGUCCCGUCUCCGCCAAUGCCGUCCCGAUGAUGAGCAUGGUUCAUCAUGGCCGGGCGCAAAACCCCAAACUUCAUAGCAUCCCCAAGAACGAAAGCCCCCUUGCCCACGCCCGAUAUGUCCUCGAUGAAGUUAUCCCAGCGCUCGUUCCUGUGACUGCUCGACUCGACAUCAUCGGCAUUGGUCUCAGCGCUGAUAACAUAACCAAAGCUCUCGACAACCCCGCUAUCUUUACCACACUUGGCUGCAGAAUCAACACGCUCUCCCUUCUCGGGAGCAGUACCAAUGCAAGCGAGCUCUCUCACGAGCCGUUCAAGGAUUUUCUUCAGCGUCGCGCUAGAUCUUAUAUCGCUGACGAAGCGGCCUCUCUGACGCCCCUGGCAAAACCAGGCGGCAAUCCCAACACCGCCUCUUUCACCCAACAUGGGUGUACCGUCUUCGCCUCGGGAGAGGUGUAUUGUAUCGAGCGUAUGCUGAUAACUAGCGGUGCCCUGUUUCUUGCCUGGCUCGAAGAAGUCGCGAUGGCAGGUCCCGAGUACUGCCACCCAGAAGUUGUCCCCGUGGACCCCCCUGUUCCUACGGCCGAGGAGUGGGCAGCCGCAACAUCGGGCUUCGAUGCUGCCUGGGCCAGAAUGCCCGAAAUCGCGAAGCCCAGUAUCGGCUAUGCCACGUCACGCGAUGUCCAAGAGCAUUGCAAAAUCUUGGAAGACCUGCAGCUGGAUAUGCAAACCCAGGUUGAGGGCCAGCAUGAGACCGAUGACUGA
Colletotrichum truncatum is the source of this 1317-nucleotide messenger RNA. NCBI's taxonomy places the organism in Eukaryota, Fungi, Ascomycota, Sordariomycetes, Glomerellales, Glomerellaceae. The record is from RefSeq and is a predicted model, not a curated record.